CCUUGACCUCCCCCCGGAUUCACCUCUAAUGCGAAGCCAUGUUCCGCUCUUUUAGAAGCGUUCGGCAGUUUAACUGCCACCUCCGGACUUUGCAAAAACUCCAAGGCAACUCGAAACUCCUAAUCUGCUCCUCCAGAAUGGCCAGUUCGGAGUACAGAGUUGAGCGGGACACGUUUGGUGAGCUCAAGGUCCCGGCUGACAAAUACUACGGAGCCCAGACUGUCAGAUCCACCAUGAACUUCAAGAUCGGGGGACCCAGUGAGAGGAUGCCCCUCCAAGUGAUCAAGGCUUUUGGUAUCCUGAAGAAAUCAGCUGCUCAGGUGAACAAGGACUACGGACUCGACCCAAAGAUAGCAGAUGCCAUCAUUCAGGCUGCAGAUGAGGUUUCAGCUGGUAAGCUGGAUGAUCAUUUUCCUCUGGUAGUGUGGCAGACUGGAUCAGGAACUCAAACCAACAUGAACGUCAAUGAGGUGAUCAGCAACAGGGCUAUUGAGAUAUUGGGAGGGAAACUAGGCUCCAAGGAUCCAGUUCAUCCUAAUGACCAUGUCAACAAGAGUCAGAGCUCCAAUGACACCUUCCCCACUGCCAUGCACAUUGCUGUGGCCACAGAGGUCCAUGAGGUCCUACUGCCUGGUCUGCAGACUCUGCACGAUGCUAUGGCUGCCAAGGCCGAAGAGUUCAAAGACAUCAUCAAGAUUGGACGCACCCACACCCAGGAUGCUGUCCCGCUCUCACUCGGACAGGAGUUUGGAGGUUAUGUCCAGCAGGUGAAGUACAGCAUAGAGAGGGUGAAGGCUGCCAUGCCCAGGGUGUACGAGCUGGCAGCUGGAGGUACAGCAGUCGGGACUGGACUCAACACCCGUAUUGGCUUUGCAGAGAAAGUAGCUUCUACCGUUGCUUCGCUCACAGGCCUGCCGUUCAUCACGGCCCCCAACAAGUUUGAAGCUCUGGCUGCUCACGAUGCCCUGGUCGAGCUAAGUGGAGCCCUGAACACAGUGGCUGUCAGCAUGAUGAAGAUCGCCAACGACAUCCGCUUCUUGGGCUCAGGACCUCGCUCGGGACUGGGGGAACUCAUCUUACCAGAGAAUGAGCCCGGAAGCAGCAUCAUGCCUGGCAAAGUGAACCCCACCCAGUGCGAGGCCAUGACCAUGGUGGCAGCCCAGGUGAUGGGGAACCACGUGGCGGUCACCGUUGGAGGCAGCAACGGACAUUUUGAACUCAACGUCUUCAAGCCCAUGAUGGUCAAGAACGUGCUCAACUCCGCGCGGCUCCUUGGCGACGCGUCCGUCUCCUUCACCAACAACUGCGUGGUGGGAAUCCAGGCCAACACGGAGAGAAUCAACAAGCUCAUGAACGAGUCCCUCAUGUUGGUCACUGCGCUCAACCCUCACAUCGGUUACGACAAGGCGGCCGCCAUAGCCAAGACGGCUCACAAGAAGGGCUCGACGCUGAAGGCCGUGGCCGUGGAGCUGGGCUAUCUGACUGAGGAGCAGUUUGACCAGUGGGUGAAGCCAAGUGAGAUGCUGGGCCCAAAGUGAAGUCUGGAAACCUGAGAACACUACACUACAAAAAAAAUAAAACCUCUUUCCUACAGCGAGAAGAGAAUUUCUGAAUAAAUCAGUUGUUGAACUGAAUAAAUAUAAAUUUUCUUUUCUAUAAAUUUUUUUUAACAAUCUUGAAUGAA
This is a messenger RNA of Nematolebias whitei (Rio pearlfish), 1684 nucleotides long. It is a transcript of the gene fh, whose product is annotated as fumarate hydratase. Bases 39 to 1538 code for a protein of 499 amino acids. Gene Ontology annotation, biological process: tricarboxylic acid cycle; fumarate metabolic process; malate metabolic process. Lineage: Eukaryota; Metazoa; Chordata; Actinopteri; Cyprinodontiformes; Rivulidae. Gene Ontology annotation, molecular function: fumarate hydratase activity. The transcript has a single exon. The record is from RefSeq and is a predicted model, not a curated record. Gene Ontology annotation, cellular component: tricarboxylic acid cycle heteromeric enzyme complex; mitochondrion.